UGGGUAUCAGGGGUUAUGGGGAGAAAGAAGGAGAAUGGUGUUGAGAGGGAAAGAUGAUUGGGCUGAAUGGCCUAAUUCUGCUCCUAUAACUGUUGAACCUACCCGGCUGAGAUCUUCAUCUAUAUUCAUUAAUAAAGGAUAGAACAAUCUAUUUUCUCACCUUAAUGGAGGAGUUGACAGAUCACAGACAUAAUCAGGUGGGGUUGUAUUCUAUAAAUAUAAAUUCAGUGGCUGCCUGUGGUUAAGGUUAGAUUAGAUCGUUUGCUAUGUCGCUCUUCAAGGGAGAUGCUAAAUGCAUUUCGUUGUCUCUGUACUGUACACUGACCAUGACAAUUAAAAUUGAAUCUGAAUCUGAAUCUGAAUCUGAGUUCUUACAGACAAUGAUUACGAUAAGGAGUUUAGAGUCAGAGCAAUAACAGGAAACAGCAUGGUAACAGUCACUUCAGCUUUGUUUCAGAGCAUCCUGUAACAAUUGUCCGUACUCUUCACCAGUAUUUCAAAGAAAGAUUACGUAAUUUUUUUGCUGCAUAAGAUGAUUCUACAAAAACAAGAGUGCUCAUGGAAUCUGUCAAGCAAAUAUCUCAAAAAACGAUAAUUUUGUUUUAUUCUCAUUUGAGCAAUAGGUUCAAAAGGUGGAAAAUGGAAAAAAACGGUGAAGAUAUCGCUAUUAUCGGAAUAGGGUGUAACUUUCCUGGAGGCGAAGGCAUUGAUAAUUUCUGGAAAGUUCUUCUUCAGGGAAGGAACUGUGUGGUUGACAUUCCACCAAAUCGGUUCGAUACGACAUUCUGGUAUAACACUGAUGGCAACAAAGCAGGGAAAAUGAUCACAAAACGAGCAAGUUUAAUCGAAGGGUAAUGACCUGUAAAACAUUUAACAACAUGACAAAUUGAAUGAUAAAUAUCAAUAAUUAUAAAUCAGUAAAGAGCAAUGUACUGUUUAAUCUUGAGGUCUAGUUGAACUCGGAAUUAAAUCUGCAGAUCAUCAUCGCGAUGCUAUUAAGAGGGCAAAGAUUUUAACCAUUUGUCAGAGGUUGAAGUUAGCUGGUCAGGGCUCGGUGUGAAAGUGGCCAACACAGUUGGUACAAACAGGUUAAAUUGGCAAAGUUAAUGAUAUAACUGUACUAGUAACAAAUUUAACUUUGUUUUAUCCCUAUCAUAAAUGAACAAUAAAUCAAAUAUAUCCGAUUUUGCAUUCUGCUUAAAAUGAUGCAGUCUAUCUUUAAUUGAUUUUCAUUGCUCUUUGACAUAAUGCAGUUUACAUUUUUGCUAAAUUUCUGUGAAAGUUUUCCAGAUAAUCCAAACUGUCAAUCCAAUAAUUCAACAGAAGAUUAGUUAUGAAGUGACCAUAAUGACUUUUAUUUCUAAGGUUCUUCAGAUGAAUUCUCAGCCCAUGAAUAUGUGAUCACACUGGAGCACUCGCUGGCGGUUAACACAAACUUUAUUUAUUUUUUUAAUUAACAGGUUUAAUGAAUUUGAUCACAACCUCUUUGACAUAAGAGAAAUUGAAGCCAAUAGUAUGGACCCACAACAUAAACUUCUGUUGGAGUGCUCAUACAAAGUGUUUGAAAAUGCAGGAAUUCCUAUGGAAGAAAUCAGUGGGAGUAAAACGGGUGUUUUCAUUGGACUCAUGAAUCGUGAUUACGAGGGGAUUUCAAAUAACUUUGCCAAAAAUAUCACCCAUUAUAAUGGGACAGGAUCAGCAAUGAGUAUAGCAGCAAACAGGAUUUCUUUUGCUUUCAACCUUACUGGACCAUCAUUGGCUAUUGAUACAGCAUGUUCUUCAUCACUUGUGGCUUUACAUUAUGCUGCUCAAGCCAUCAAGCAAGGUGAUUGUGAGAUGGCAAUUUGCGGGGGAGCGAGCUGCAUCAUUGAACCAAGAAUCAACGUGGCUCUGAGCAAGGCACAAAUGAUAUCUCCAGAUGGAAUAAGCAAGCCAUUUUCCAUCAAAGCCAAUGGAUACGGCAGAGGAGAAGGUUGUGGAGUUUUGCUGCUCAAACCACUAGCAAAGGCUCAGAAAGAUCAUGACCAUAUUUGGGGUGUAAUAGUCUGUAGUGCAAUUAAUCAAGAUGGAAGAGCAGUCAAGCCCAUCACCAGACCUUCCCAGAAGCAGCAAGAAGAGUUAUUGAGAAGUAUUUAUCCCAGAAAUGUUGACCCAUCACAGAUUCAGUACAUGGAGGCCCAUGGAACCGGAACACCAGCUGGUGAUCCGACUGAAGCAGCGAGCAUAUCAAAUGUUAUUGCGCAACCUAGGCAUUCAGAUGUCCCUCCACUUACAAUGGGCUCUGUCAAAGGAAACAUUGGCCACACGGAGUCAGCUGCGGGAGUUGCAGGAUUAAUUAAAGUUCUCCUCAUGAUGCAUCAUGGAAAAAUUGUACCAUCCCUCCACUACUCAGAGGAGAACUCAAGCAUCAAUGCAAAAGCUUUGAAUCUACAUAUUCCAACUGCUGUGAAGAACUGGGAAGAAAACGGGGAGAAAGAGAAGAUGGCAGGAAUCAACUCAUUUGGAUUUGGAGGGACAAAUGCUCAUGUGGUCAUAAGGCAGUUGAAGCGAGAAUCUGUUCCUAACUCUGUACAAAAACCACUAGAAAUAUUUGUGCUUUCUGCUGCCUCCCAGAAUUCAGUUAGAAUGAUGAUAAAGGACACAAGCAACCAAAUAAGGGAAAGUGAAGACCUAAUUCUCCAGAAUCUGGCAUUUACAUCUGCUUGUAGGAGAAGCCAUAAGCAUUACAGAUACAGGAAAGCAUUUAAAGCUUCUUCCCUUGAGCAUCUUCAACAGCAGCUUAGAUCAGCUGCAGAUACUGAAGUUGCUCAGAUCAAGUCUGAUGUAAACGUGAUAUUUGUGUUUUGUGGUAAUGGUGUUUUAUAUCAUGGAAUGUGCAAACAACUUUUACAAAUAGAACCAAGGUUCAGAACACAGAUUGAGGAGAUAGAAAAAAUACUCCAACAAUACACAGACAUCAACUUAAUAAAUUUAAUUGAGAAUGACUGCGAUAACCUUACAAAACCAGACAUAGCACAGCCACUGCUUUUUGUCAUUCAGGUAGCAGUAGUGAAUCUGUUGAAGUUCUGGGGAAUUCAGCCUGACAUUAUCAUUGGCCACUCAGUUGGGGAAGUUGCUGCUGUAUAUUGUGCUGGGAUACUUUCACUCCAAGAUGCUGUCAAGGUGCUUUACCACAGAAGUGCAUUGCAAUCAACAGUAACAGGGGGAAAAAUGCUGGUAGUUAGUAAUUUACCUGUGUCAAAAGUGUCAGACAAACUCGAUUCAUAUUCAGGGAGACUCUGCAUUGCUGCAUUCAAUAGUCCCACAUCAUGUACAGUUUCAGGUGACGAUAAUGCUAUUGACAAAUUGCGCACAGAUUUGCACAGUUCAUUUGGAGAUAAAAAUGUAUUCCUUCACAUUUUGGAUGUGCCUGCAGCAUAUCAUAGUCACUUGAUGGAACCUAUCCUAAACAAAGUGGAAGAGAGGAUUGGUAAAUUACAGAAACAUGAAACAAAAAUUAAAGUAAUUUCCACUGUCACUGGACAAUUGGUUUCAGGAAAUGAUUGUGUGACAGGGACGUAUUGGUCAAGAAAUAUUGAAAAUCCUGUUCUUUUUGAACAAGCUGUUAGAACCGCUGUUGCAGAGGUUAAAAAUGCAGUGUUUAUUGAAAUUGGACCAAGAAGGGCCUUACAAAGGUACAUUAAAGAAAUUGUAGGAAAUGAGACUCAGGUUUUCCCUGCAAUGCAGCCAGAAAGAGAUUAUGAAACUAUGCUUUCAGUUUUAUCAGGGGUGUUUGAAAUGGGUUACAAUCCUAAUUGGCAAAACAUCUUCAGAGAACACAAGGGUAUUCCAACAUUGUGUCCGUGUUAUAAGUUUGACCACACUCAGCUUAACAUCAAUUUUGAAGAUUUUAGGCAAGGUAAUGAGAAUGCAUCAUCUGUAACGCAUCCCCUUCUUAGCAGUUCAAACAAAGAUGGCAAGGAGUACAAUUACAACCUGACACUAACAACCGCGCCAUACCUGCUGGAGCACAAAAAUAAUGAAGUGCCUAUAUUACCUGGCUCUAUGCAUGUUGAACUUGCAUUAGCAUCUGCCUUGGCAAGCAUUAAACCAAAGGUACCUCUCGGGUUCUGCCAAAUGAAUAUUACUUUCUUGAAUCCUUGCAUUGUGCAGCCAAACUCGACUGAACUAAAGGUCAAAAUUAACAGUAAAGAUAAAAUAACUGAAUUUACUGUUAUGGCAGCAACUGUUUCUUAUGCAAAAGGAGAGGUUUGUCAAAAUAUGGAAUGCAUUGUGGAAGAAAAUAUUCUUUCCCUUGAACAUGUUUUGCAAAGAGCCAAUGAAAGGAUAAAGGCAGAAGUUAUCUAUGAAAAAAUCGCAUCUUUGGGCUUCCAGUAUACUUCAGUCUUCAGAAACCUCAGAGAAGUGUUCUAUUCACAUGAACUCAAGGAAGCUACAACAUAUGUCAAGGUACCAGAUGAACUUGUAAUGCAGAUGCAUGAAUACUGCAUUCAUCCAGUUAUUUUAGAUUACUACAUGCAAAUGUGUGCUGUUCUGGCAAUGCAAAUGUCAAACCCGAGACCAGGGUUCCCAACUUCCAUCGGGAGUUUGGUAGUAUGUCAACCAAUGCAACAGGAAAUUAUGAUAUACGUAAGGAUUUGUAAAAAUACUGCAGAAUAUUUUGAGGUCUCUGGGGCAUUUACAGAUACAAAGGGCAUAGUCAUUGCAGAGUUAAAAAAUGUCAGAAUUAUGUUUCUUGAUCAAGACAAUUCUACAGAAUUCAAUAAUUUCUCCUUUGAAAAUACUUGGGAGGAAAUUGACAACCUUGCCAAAGGUAGUCCUUCUGCACCUAAAGCAUUGGUAUUUGCAGAUAACGUUGGAGUUGCCGAAGUUCUGCAAAGGCACUUGCAUAGGCAGUCCUCAUAUAUUCCUUAUCAGGAUCCAUCCACCUUGAUGGACAGAGAAGUUACACAGAUUCUACGACAGCACAAUGUGACAGAUUUGACCUACUUUGAUGAAGUGUUGUUCUUAUGGGGAAUGAAAAACCUAACUGGCCAUAAUAGCGAAGUAGUGGUGAAUUACAUCAGCAGCUGCUGUGAGGUUUAUCGACAAAUCCUGCUACUGGUUCAAGGGGGAAAAUCCUCAAAAUCUGUCAGAAUAGUCACCUUUCGGACAUCAGACAAAGUAGUGGAUCAAAUCACUGCAGGUUUUGCCUUGUGGGGAAUGACCAGAUCAUGUCUUCUAGAGCUUCAACAGGUUUCUCUUCAGCUGAUUGACAUUGGCUCUACCAGUGAGAUGGAUAUUGCAGCAUUAGCUCACACAAUCCGCCUGCCUCAUAAUUACCCUGAAGUAAUGAUUCAAUUCGGAAAGAUCCAUAUUUCACGAGUCAGACGAGCAGCCAAUAUAAGUUCCAACGGUAUUCACAACAUGGCACCUUAUUCUGGUUGUGGAGAUAUUAUUUUCCAGACAAUGAAUCCCUACAAAGUUGUAGAUUUCCAUGCAAAGCCACAAGAAAGAAGAUUGAAUGAACCUACAAACCAAACAGUGCAUGUUAAAAUCGAUGCAAUGUGCAUUCAUUCUUCAGAUUACUUUCCAAUCAGUGUCUCUGCUGUGAAAUUUGGACAGACACUGUAUUGGAACACAACCAACACUCAAGGACAUGAGCUAAUUACUGUAGACUUCAGUGGUACAAUCACAUCAGUUAGCAAUGGUGUAAAAACCUGUAAAGUAGGAGAUCAUGUUGUUGUAUGCUAUCCUGUUGCUGCACAUUCGACCGUCAGUCUCCCUGCAUCUGUGUGUUUCAAAAGCAGCAACAUUCCACUACUGAAGCAAACGCCCUGCGUUUCAUACUUUACAAUUGCCUGGGAAAUACUCUGUAACAUUUUGCCUCGAGUUAAACAUCACAAAUAUUUGGCAAUUCAUUCCUCGGCACCAGAAUCUUGCUUCAGAAAAGUGCUGUCCCUAGCAGCUACUUCAGUGGGCUGGAAAGUACAGGUUCAAUCAGAGCUUAAUGACUUUCCACAAGCUUUUCUUAGUUCUGAUGCAUUGCUUUUCCUGCCACCCAUUAAAACAAGCCUCAUCAAGAAGAUUGUUAACAAUUGUUCUGCUAAGCAUGUUAUUGUUCUCGUUGAUAACAGCCAAGUAUUUGAAAUUUCUCAGAACAUGCUUGGUUACGAAAAGGAUAAUGUUCAAAUUCACUUUUUGCAGGUAGCCAACAUACUUAAAACGUGGUAUCUUAAAACAUCGGCAGACAGUAUUUACAAGUGGAUGAAAUCAUUGCGCUUAAAGAGCAAGCAGCAUGAUUUUCCAAGGAUUAACUUUCACUCACUGAUGUCUGAUAUGGAUGAAUGUAGGAAAGAGUCCUACCUCACUAGUGAAGCUGUCUCAGUUGUGGAUCUGAAUGCAAAUGCAUUAAAUAGUAAGAUUUCAGAGAUACCAGUGUACAACUGUCAAAAACAACUAUUUAGUAGAGAUGCUGCUUAUAUAGUUACAGGGGGACUUUCAGGGCUUGGCUUGCAGACAGUACAUUUUAUUGCUGAACAUGGUGGAGGAGUUGUCAUUAUUCUGUCAAGAAGCUCCCCAUGUACCGAGAAGAAAGAAGAAUUCAAAAAUAUUUUGAACCAGUUUGGGACAACUGUAGUCAGUGUUCCCUGUGACAUCUCAAAACAGUCAAAUGUUGAGUUGGCAAUCAAUCAGUUUUGUUACUCCUUCCCAAAGAUUCCAAUUAAAGGAGUGUUUCACAGUGCCGUUGUAUUACACGAUGCCCUUCUUCAAAGUCUAAAUAGGUCCUUAUUUGAUAAGGUUUUAGCUCCCAAAAUUGCAGGAGUUCUGAAUCUUCACAAUAUAACAAAAUCCUUCCAAUUGGACUAUUUUGUGUGCUACUCGUCAAUUGCAUCAUUCCUUGGGAGUACUUCCCAAGCAAACUACUCUGCAGCAAACUCUUUUCUUGAUUUCUUUAUGCAUUACAGGAGAAAUCACGGACUAGCAGGGCAGUCUAUAAACUGGGGUGCACUCAAUCUUGGACUAUUACUCAACAAGGUUGAUAUCCAAAGAUUUCUGGAAUCAAAUGGAAUAAUGACUUUGGAAAUUUCGCAAGUUAAAAUAUGUCUUGAGAAAGCCCUUGAACUAAACAAUCCGCAGCGAGCUAUCUGUAAAUUUAAUUUCUCCACUUUAUACCAUAAUGUAAUUUUUCAGCACCCUGCAAUCAAAGCACGAAUUGGUUCACUUGUGGAACAUGAAAUCAAUAAAGCACAUAUUAGUCCAAAGCAAGUUUUAUCCACUAAUUCAGCAAUGAUCCCUGAGCAGUAUAUCAUUGCAUUGUUGAGUGAAGUCAGCGAUGCUGAUCCUACAAAGUUCACAAAAGAAACUUACCUGUCCAGCUUUGGCCUUGAUUCCAUGCUGAGUAUGACGGUGCAAAAUCGUAUUUAUCAGGAAAUAAAUAUUAAUUUGCCACUCGUGACAUUCCUGGAUCCAAAUACAACAGUAGGUACUGUAGUGUCACUGCUUGAAAAGCAAAACCCUGUCCAGCCACAAUUUAGCGAAACAAAUCUGCUACAGUACCAAUCUUUGACUGCUGAGUCUGAUGAAAACACUGUAUUCUAAUUACAAAUAUUUGCACUGAUGAAACAGAAAUUAAAUUUCCACAUGUAGAAAAUAGUUUUUGUUUGGAAAUUUUUACCAUCAGGAAAGCUGUUCUGAAUGUAGAAACAAAGAACUGCAGAUGCUGGUUUAUAUCAAAGAUAGUGCUGGAAUAACUCAGCGGGUCAGGCAACAUCUCUGGAGAAAAAGGUUAGGUGACCUUUCGGGUCGGGACCCUUCUUUAGACUGAAAGUGUGUGUCUAUCUUCGUUCUGAAUGUUGCCCAUAGUACAUUGUAACGAUGAAUCAAAUUAUGUUAAUUCUCUAAUUCUGAAUGCUUUUCUGUUGCUAUCUGCAAUGCCUCUAGCUGAUAUUUUUAAACAAUGACAUUUAUUUAAAUAUAAUGUAUAUGUACUCGUACUGCUCUACAAUACUUAUUAAUUAUGAAUUCCAAAUUUGUAGUAUACUGAGAAUCCAUGGCCCCAGUCAUCCUCACUGCAAUUCUUUACUAGCAUCAAUAUUUCUCUGGAGUUUAGGUUAGAUUUAUUAUUAUCACAUACAGUGAAAAAGUUUGUUUUGUGUGCUAUCAUAGAAACAUAGAAAAAUAUGUGCAGGAGUAGGCCAUUCGGCCCUUCAAGCCAGCACUGCCAUUCAAUAUGAUCAUGGCUGAUCAUUUAAAAUCAGUACCUCGUUCCUGCCUUCUCCCCAUAUCCCUUGAUUCCUUUAGCCCUAAGAGCUAAAUCUAACUCUCUAAAUCUAAAUCUAAAUCUGUAGUGCAUAUAAUAGUAAUGGUGACUUUAAGUACUGAGUACUAAUGGUAUGAUUUGUGCCGUGAUAUAUUCAAUAUCUUAUCAGCCUCGUGAAUAUGUGUGAGUAUGCGCAGUGUACUUCGUGAAAUAAAGACCCACACUGGCAACAGUGUGUACUGAAAACCUGUGCUUGUUUCUAUCUGCAUGCUGAAGCUGUAAUAUCUUAUAAAAUCUAUCCAAUCAGAUUAGAUAAUACUAUGCAUAAAUAUGAUCAGGUCAAACUCAAGAUAGAGCAAAGUGUGCAAAAUAUAGUUCUCAGCAUUGUUGAGCAUCAGUUCCAGAGACAAAGUCCAAUGUCAACAAUGGGUUAGAGGUGAACUAGACAGUACCCGAACUUGCUGAAAGACCAUUCAGUAGUUCUGCACUGUGACGGCUAUGGACAAUUGUAAUAUUGGGUCUCUGUCCAGCAAUAUAAUUCCAGUACAGCUAAACAAAGCUCCAACACAGACAUGAGGAUGGUAGUCAGUGAAGUUAGAUUACAAUUCUGAUCCCUUUCUUAGAAAUAACAAUAUAAUAACUGAACAUCCAAGAAUUCCAAGUAUGGAACAACAAAGUCAAAUAUAUUUAAAGAACUGAUAGGUUGCAUAUUGCAGCAAGCUAUACUGGAUGCGAUAACAUCUUAGAAAACAAAUUCUAGGAUGACACAAGGUAUCAAAUUGGGAAAGGACAGAAUGUAAGCUGGGCACCAUAGUACUUGAUGCAGAAAUUGUAAGUAAAAUGAUUUAUACACCAGGAUUAUUUUCCCCAUGCUGUUUUACUUAAGGCUGGAAUCUAGAACAUAGAAAAUAGGUGCAGGAGUAGGCCAUUAGGCCCUUCGAGCCUGCACCGCCAUUCAAUAUGAUCAUGGCUGAUCAUCCAACUCAGUAUCCUGUACCUGCAUUCUCUCCAUACCCCCGAUCCCUUUAGCCACAAGGGCCACAUCUAUCUCCCUCUUAAAUACAGCUAAUGAACUGGCCUCAACUACCUUCUGUGGCAGAGAAUUCCAGAGAUUCACCACUCUGUGUAAAAAAUGUUUUUCUCAUCUCGGUCCUAAACGAUUUCCCCCUUAUCCUUAAACUGUGACCCCUUUUUCUGGACUUUCCCAACAUCGGGAACAAUCUCCUGCAUCUAGCCUGCUUCUGCUAGUUUCUAUAAGAUCGCCCCUCAAUCUUCUAAAUUCUAGCGAGUACAAGCCGAGUCUAUCCAGUCUUAUUUCAUAUGAAAGUCCUGACAUCCCAGGAAUCAGUCUGGUGAACCUUCUCUGUAUUUCCUCUAUGGCAAGAAUGCCUUUCCUCAGGUUAGGAGACCAAAACUGUACGCAAUACUCCAGGUGUGGUCUCACCAAGACCCUGUACAACUGCAGUAGAACCUCCCUGCUCCUAUACUCAAAUCCUUUUGCUAUGAAUGCUAACAUACCAUUCGCUUUCUUCACUGCCUGCUACACACCUGCAUGCCUACUUUCAAUCAGUCUGAAGAAGGGUUUCGGCCCGAAACGUUACCUAUUUCCUUCGCUCCAUAGAUGCUGCCGCACCCGCUGAAUUUCUCCAGCAAUUUUGUGUACCUGCCUACUUUCAAUGACUGGUGUACCAUGACACCCAGGUCUCGUUGCAUCUCCCCUUUUCCUAAUCGGCCACCAUUCAGAUAUUAGUCUACUUUCCUGUUUUUGCCACCAAAGUGGAUAAUCUCACAUUUAUCCACAAUAUACUGCAUCUGCCAUGCAUUUGCCCACUCACCCAGCCUAUCCAAGUCACCUUGCAGCCUCCUAGCAUCCUCCUCACAACUAACACUGCCCCCCAGCUUCGUGUCAUCCGCAAACUUGGAGAUGUUGCAUUCAAUUCCCUCGUCCAAAUCAUUAAUAUAUAUUGUAAAUAGCUGGGGUCCCAGCACUGAGCCUUGCGGUACCCCACCAGUCACUGCCUGCCAUUCUGAAAAGGACCUGUUUACUCCUACUCUUUGCUUCCUGUCUGCCAGCCAGUUCUCUAUCCACAUCAAUACUGAACCCCCAAUACCGUGUGCUUUAAGUUUGUAUACGAAUCUCUUAUGUGGGACCUUGUCGAAAGCUUUCUGAAAGUCCAGAUAUAACACAUCCACUGGUUCUCCCUUAUCCAUUCUACUAGUUACAUCCUCGAAAAAUUCUAUAAGAUAAAUUCUAGAACAUAAAACAGUACAGCAGAGUAACAGGCUCUUCGGCCCAUAAUGUCUAUACUGAACAUAAUGCCAAGAUCCACCUAGUUGCCUACACAUAAUCUAUAUCCCUCCCAUCCCUACAUAUCCAUGUACCUAUCCAAAAGUCUCUUCAAUGCCAUAAUUGUAUCUGCUUCCAUCACCAUCCCCGGCACCACAUUACAAGCACUUGCCACCUGUGUAAAAAAACCUGCCUCCUUUAAACUUUUCCCCUCUCAUCUGAAAAGUAUGCCCACUAGUAUUUGUUAUUUCCAUCCUGGGAAAACGUUCUGGGAAAGGGUCCACCCUAUCAUUAAGUUCUAUACUUCUAUCAGGUCUCUCCACAAUCUCUGGCAAACCAGAGAAAACAAUCCAAAUUUGACCAACCUCUCCCUGUAGUUAAUAUUAACUAAUCCAGGUAUAUUUCUGGUAAACCUCUGCAACCUUUCCAAACCCUCCACAUAUUCUUUGUAAUGGGGCUCCAGAAGUGCACUCAAUUCUCCAAAUCCGGCCUAACCAAAGUCCUUUAAAGCUGGAAUAUAACAUCCUGACUCUAAAACUCAGUGUCCCAAUCAAUGAAGGCAAGCGUAUCAUAGGCCUUCAUUACCACUCUACCUACUUGUGUUGCCACUUUCAGGCAAAUAUGGACCUAGUCCCCAAGAUUCCUCUGUACAUCAAUGCUGUUAAGGGUCAUUCCAUUAAUUAUAUAUAUUCCCCUUACAUUCAACCUCCCAAAAUGCAACACCUCACAUUUGCUCAAACUAUAUCUGCCAUUUCUCUGCCCAUUUUAGUAACUCAUUUAUAUCCUGUUGCAUACUUUGACAACCUUACGCACAGUCUGUGACCGCAAAAAUCUUGGUGUCCGAAUGGCCUACUCCUGCACCUAUUUUCUAUGUUUCUAUGUUUCUAAACUUACUAAUCACACAUCUGUGCCUCCCGUGAGGCUGGAGAUGCCCCCCAGGAAGCAGCAGAGAAGCGGGGCGGCAAAGCCUGCCUGUGUUGUGGGAGGUGGUGGUGUGGCAUCUUGGUGGGACCAGCGGUGGGGC
Messenger RNA from Leucoraja erinaceus (little skate), 11553 nucleotides. RefSeq lists its product as uncharacterized. The coding region runs from base 1516 to 7581 and encodes 2021 amino acids. NCBI's taxonomy places the organism in Eukaryota, Metazoa, Chordata, Chondrichthyes, Rajiformes, Rajidae. The transcript is spliced from 5 exons. Gene Ontology annotation, biological process: fatty acid biosynthetic process. The record is from RefSeq and is a predicted model, not a curated record. Gene Ontology annotation, molecular function: fatty acid synthase activity; 3-oxoacyl-[acyl-carrier-protein] synthase activity.